Messenger RNA from Pieris napi, 2058 nucleotides. RefSeq lists its product as uncharacterized. Bases 277 to 1920 code for a protein of 547 amino acids. NCBI's taxonomy places the organism in Eukaryota, Metazoa, Arthropoda, Insecta, Lepidoptera, Pieridae. The transcript has 9 exons. The record is from RefSeq and is a predicted model, not a curated record.
UGGUAGGCCCCCCGCUUAAACCUGUUAUUCGGGCAUCGCCUCAAUAAAUAUACAGACAGUGCGAAACAGUAUUCGUUCGUUACCUGUCGUCACGUUAAUAUUAUAUUACCUUGAUAUAAUAAAAUGCUGAAGAAGUUGUAAACCAGACGAGAUAUAGUGAUAAGGAUUGAUACUUUGUACCGACUGGAAAUAUAUAGUACCACAUAUAAACGCAGAUUUCCAAGAAAUUUAUCAUGUAACGUUCAUAUUUUAUACUGUUUGCAUAGUUGAUACAAAAUGGCACAGAAACAAGAGACAGAAACGCCGGCGGAAUUCGAAGAAGUGUUAAAUCGUGAAGUGGGACAAUUUGGCAGAUUUCAACUGAUAAAUUUACUUUUGCUUGCGUUACCGGCGAUUUCUUCCGGUUUCCUCGCUGGUGAUUACAAUUUCACCGCAGUCAUGUCAUGUGGAAAACGUCCUCUCGUAAAAAAUUGGGACAAACCCAAAAACUUAAGAAAGAUAACUUCAUCAAAAUAUGAACAAAAUGAGGCCUCAGUAAAAAUUCAUUGGAAGAAUGUUAUUCGCAAUUUGGAACUAUCCUAUAAGGACGAAACGUUCUGGGACUCACAUUAUCAAGAUGUACGAGCAUUGGUGGGACCUGUUAUAUUCAAGAGAAUUACGAAGGUAUUUGAAUUACCGAGGGACGAUAAGGUGUAUAUUACCAAAUCGGAAACAUCCACGCCUCAAGCCUCAGAAUUGUUUUACGAAGCAACAACAGCCGCUGCUGCACAGAGUCGCAUGCAAACAACAUUCUCGACUACAGAUUUCGAUGAUUCAAUGUAUGAUGAUGUUGAAGAAGAGGAAGGUAUAGAAGAGCAAUCAAUUUGGAGCGAAUCCACACAAUCGGCCGACUUGAGGAGGUCAUCGCGGUCCAAGUCAAUGACACGCUCCAAGUCUAUGAGUACGACUAGAGCGCGGAAGUCGAUGUCCAAAUCGUUCUCUCGGCUUAUGUCCAAAAAUGUGGUGAGAUCAAUGUCAAGACAGUCUAGGGCAAGGUCCGAAAUGUCGAUGGCUGAUGAUGAUUCACCGGCGAAUACUUUAGACGAUUUAAUUGUACACGCCAAGUCGAAAGCGGAAAGAAAAACUCCAUAUCGAAAGAUAGUGAGAAAUCCGCACUUUGAUAUGCUUUACUGUUCUAAGUCGGAAACAGAUAUGAUUAAGUGGAACUCAAAAUACAAACAGAAAGGCUUUGAGGUUUCCGCCUCAGACGAGUUUAGUAAGAAAGCGGAGAUAUUAACUAAAAAGAUCGCAAAAGAAUUCUACGAAUGGUGGGUUGGUUUGGGAAAUGUGGAGUUCAAGAGUGAAAUUAAACGCCCCGAAGAUAUUGAAGACUUAUUUCAAGUUUGGUUCGACGAACACGCUUCAAGAGGGCUUGUUCUUGAUCCGAGGAUUUUCCCAUGCGUGUUGCAAAGCGUUGCCGACUAUGUUGGAGCUAAAAAGGCUGGGUGUCCCAGUGUACUAAAACGUCAAAUAGCCCACGACAUCCAUGCUGAGACGAGUCCUGCGCACACGCUUGCGUUUGGUACCUGCCUACCCCAGAAGUACAAACAUAUCCCGCCAAAGAAUAACACCAAGGAGAUGUGGCAUUCUGUUAAGAUACCAGAGGAUCUGAAGUCUAUGGCCGCUGUAUGGGAUGAUGUACAGCACCUAACAUCAACAAAGACAUUCCACCAGUGGCUUCAAAAGCGUCCGCAUCUGCCGAUGCCGCCAUUCUUCAAGUCCCUUGAGAAGCCAGGAGAAAAGAAACUGCCCUUCGUGGUACCAUCUGAUUUCGUCGUUCGAGAUAGGGCCUCCUCCAUGUCAGCACAGGAAUUGGCUUUACCAGUGUCUCAGUUUGACUUGGAGCUUAAAGAUGUUUUAAGUAAACUAAUGAACGAAUGAAUCGCAAACGAACGAACUAAACAUUUUUGUAUUGAAAACUCUUGUAUUUGUAUAGUAUGCAAUACAUGUAGUACAAUACAGUUAUCCUCGAAUGUAGAAACGGGAUUUAAUUCCUCCGAUAACGCGGUAAACUCGGAC